AUGCCGUCGGGCGGCGUGCUCGAGUGCGAGCCGAGUACUAAAUGGUUCCCGAUCUUCGUGUCCAAGCUUUCUGGCGCGACCGGCAAGGUGGUGGCCGUGACUGGCUGCACGUCUGGCACGGGAUUUGUGUGCGCUCUGACGUGCGCUCGCAAGGGCGCCCACGUGGUCAUGCUGAACCGGAGCUCGAGCCGAGCAAGUAAGGCCGAACGCCAGAUCAGGGAUCUGGUGCCUGACUCGACGGUGGAGACGAUCGAGUGUGAUCUCGCGAGCUUUACCAGUACUCGCAAGGCGGCAGACACCCUCAUUCAGAAAUUCGGCGCCCAAGGCGUUGACGUGCUGUGCUGCAACGCUGGCGUGGGCUCGUCCUCUGAUCUUGCGACCGAGGACGGCUACGGAAUUCAGAUGCAAACGAAUCACCUGUCCCACUUUCUGCUGACGACGAAGUGCUUCCCCCUGCUCGAGAUGGCAGCCAAGCAGCGUGGCGAGGCUCGCAUCGUCAACCACUCGUCGCUCGCACGCGACUUCCCUCGAACACUGAGCGAGAAGCACCUGGGCCCAAAUGGCGGCCAGCUCGGCGGCAACGGCAACUACCUCAUCUUUGGACCCAGCUGGAGGCGGUACUACAUGACUAAGCUCGCAAAUUCUGUGGCGACCCAGGCAAUCCACGAGCGGCUCAAGGCACGCCGCUCAGCCGUCAAGGCCGUCUGCGCCGCACCUGGUCUCGCUUACACCGGCAUGGCUGAAAAGUUCGCCUCAUCUGGAUUGAUCGACAGCCUUUUCUUCCAGCUUACCAAGUGUUUGUUGCAAUCGGCCGAGGAGGCCACCAUGCCGCUGCUACAGUGUUGCCUCGGCGAAGUUUCGUCGGGCGCGUGCAUAGAGCCGUCUUCCGGUCCCUUAGGUCCCGUAAUCCGCCUGUGGGGUCCGGCGGUGGAGGUGAAGCUGUCCGCCAAAGUGAAGGACCCCGCCUCUUGCCAGAUGCUGUGGGAGUUGAGUGAGAAGGCGUGUGGGGAGUGGAAGCUGUGA
Emiliania huxleyi CCMP1516 is the source of this 1023-nucleotide messenger RNA. RefSeq lists its product as hypothetical. The record is from RefSeq and is a predicted model, not a curated record. The coding region runs from base 1 to 1023 and encodes 340 amino acids. The transcript has a single exon. NCBI's taxonomy places the organism in Eukaryota, Haptophyta, Isochrysidales, Noelaerhabdaceae.